AUCAAACACCAAUAGAUGUCGUCACUGUCGUAUAGUCGUCCGCCCUUUUGGUCCAAGUUUGCUACGUGUAAUGGUGCAAAGGAUAACAUUUUGAAACCUCCCCCGCAUACAUGGGGGUGUCUUCCAAAGAAACGUCAUACAAAAAAACGGGUCCAUUUCAUUGAUGAGGUUCAAUUAGGUAGUCCAGCAUAUGGAGAAGUACUUCGAGGAGAUAUUGUCACUAAAAUUGGUGAAUAUGAUUCACGCGAUAUACGUCACUCAGAUGCUCAAAUGCUAUUCCGAACAGCAGGAAAUGAAAUUAGAAUAGUUGUUUCAAGGGACAGUAAAAUUGCUUACACACAAGGCUUGAGUAAUGAAUCAUCUAGAUGUUCAUCUACCGUUCCACCAGUUAGUCCCGUCAAUACCGGAAAUACACCCCAUAGAGGACCAUCACCAUUUCUGCCAGGACCUGGUUCAUAUGAUAGGGCAAUGCAUUCACCAGUGAACACUCUACCACACACAGUAUUUCCAAAUUUGAAUGAAUCUGGUGGUUAUGUUCCACCAUAUCGUCCAGAUUCAUCAGCAUCACAAAGAUUUAGUCCAAUGCCAACUAGAGAUCAUCAACAGGAUGUUAAAGAAGAACAAGCAGCCAUUGUUAAUCAGCCAUACCGAACAACUCCACUGGUUCUUCCCGGUGCUAAAGUAAAGAAGGAUGCUCCAACAACAGAUUCUUACUUGAGACACUACCCAAAUCCAGCUGUACGUGCCCCACCCGGUCAUGAAUACAACUACAAUGAUGUUUUAAUGAAGCAACGUGUUGCUGAUACAAUGUUGCACAAAGUUGUUGGCAGGGACGCCGACACCGGAAGGGUCUUUCAUAAACAAUUCAACUCACCAAUUGGCUUGUACUCAGAUAACAAUAUUGAAAACACAAUCAGGCAAACCGUUCCAAUUUUCAUCGAUCUAUCUUUCCUGGAACAAAAACAUAAAAUCCUGGAGCAACAAAAACAAAAACAACUACAUGAACAAGAGCAACGAAAUCAGCGCCAACAGCAACAUCGUUUCCAUCACAACUGAAAAAGACGUUUACAAUAAAAAAAAAAAAAAACAAAAAUCAAACAAAAAAAAAAAAAAAAAAAUAUAAAAAGUUUUCCCCAUACCUACCAACUUUUAUCCUAAAUUACUAACAAAUACUAAAUAACACUUAAAAAUCCUUCGAAAAUACUACUCAAAUGUAAAUAAACUUAGUUAAAUUUUUAUUUUGCUAUAAUUUUAUAACUUAGAAAAUUUUACUGGUCUUAGAGGCACCAAUCUGUCAGUUUAUUGAUUCUAUAAAACUCCUUUAAAACUCCAUUUAAUCGGAAAUACAAAAAGUAGCAAACUGCCAGGUUGGCUCAUGGCCUUGUUUAGUCAGAAAAGCUUAAAUGCCAUGCAAAUAUAUUUACAUAACAAUCUUAAGCAUAUACAAUUUAUAACUGUAGGCUUGAAAAUUAGAUUAUUCUUAGAUUUUUAAUACGAGCUUACAUUAAUAUAACGCCUUGAACCAAAAUUGUGAUCAAGUUUUAUCUUUCCUAUUGUUUUUAAAAAUAUUAAAAAAAAAAAUUAAUAAAUUGUGAUAAAAAGUUCCUAUAGAAAAUUUUACAAGCACAAGAUUUAUAUAUUUAUUAUUAUAUUUUUUUUUUGUUCAUUAAAAAAACACACAUUAUUAUGAGACAAGACAUUUUGAACUUUCACUAUUAUCUACUUCUCUUUUUCAUUUUUAAUCAUUUUUAUAACAUUUUUAUUUUUAACACUUUUUUUCAAUUUUAAGAAAGAAAAAAAAAACCUAAAAUUAAUUCUAACAUAUUGUGCACAUUUUCUCUCUCUCUCUCUUCACUUUUUUUUUUUGUUGGCAAUUUUAUAAACAAAAAUUAUACUGAAACAAAAAAAAAAAAAAAAUAAACAAAAUAAUAUUUAAAAUUGAUCCACAUAACAACAAAAACCAACUUUACUGUAAAAAUAAUAAUUCAACAUUGAAUGAUGGAUGAAAAUAUGGAUACGAUGUGGACUUUUGGAAAAUAUUUUUGAAAAAUCAAAUAAAUUUGGAAAAUAAAAAAAA
This is a messenger RNA of Episyrphus balteatus (marmalade hoverfly), 2077 nucleotides long. It is a transcript of the gene Zasp66, whose product is annotated as PDZ and LIM domain protein 4. Gene Ontology annotation, biological process: muscle structure development; actin cytoskeleton organization. Gene Ontology annotation, molecular function: muscle alpha-actinin binding; actin binding. Gene Ontology annotation, cellular component: filamentous actin; Z disc; adherens junction. Bases 16 to 1056 code for a protein of 346 amino acids. NCBI's taxonomy places the organism in Eukaryota, Metazoa, Arthropoda, Insecta, Diptera, Syrphidae. The transcript has 7 exons. The record is from RefSeq and is a predicted model, not a curated record.